Molecule: messenger RNA, 4111 nt
Organism: Pantherophis guttatus
Lineage: Eukaryota; Metazoa; Chordata; Lepidosauria; Squamata; Colubridae
Source: RefSeq, a predicted model, not a curated record
GGCUUUUGCGCGGCCGGGGUUGCGUGUUUGCUGAACGUUUCGUUCUGUCCUCGGUUUUUAAAAAGGGGCAUGCAUAUUUUUUUUUUUUAAAAAAAACACAUAACUUGAAAUGAGUUUUUUCCCCCCCUCCCUUUCUUCCGCUUGCUUGCUUGCUAUCCUGAGUAAAGCUCACGUGGACAAAUUGCAGGCGCGCUUGUUAGGAUCGGGCGCAAACCCUCCCCUCCCAACCCCGGGGGGGCUGCAUUCACACAACCUGGAUAAGCAAACCCCGGGGGUUGCAUUGGCAACCAGCUGCAAACCUUGGUUAGUUCUAGGGCAGAUUUAGCCUGCUGGGUAUGCAUGCAAUCCAUCUGUAAAUGCAAAUUUGGUUAGGUUUUUUUUUUAUGCUUUUGGAUCCCCAGAAACAAGGGCGUCUUGUGUGAAUUGGGCCCGAGUUGCGGGAUCAUGAUUGCUAAAGGCGGGGAUCGGGAGAAGAUCCGCAGCUGUGUGAUUACAAAGAUCAAAUUCCAAGAAAUCCUCAUGACAUUAUGCUGCUCUUAUUCUGCAACUUAACCCCAGGAUCCUAUAGUCGCCUCGUUCUGGUUUCCUAGCAUGUGGGACUACAACUCCCAGUAUUCCCAACCAGCGAGUUGAAAGCCAUGACCCCAAAAACAUACAUGAUUGGUAAAAAAAGUCAUGUUUGAUUAAUUUUGCAAAUCAUCCAAAGGAUUUUGGUUGCAUAGAAAAUGGAAGAAAACUAGAAAUAUCCAGCUUUGGCUUUCUUGGAAGAGAAAACUAAGAUAGGAAUUAAGAGUCAUCUGGAGUGGGAACUGGGAAGAGAGGCUGUGAUUACAAGCUGUAAUGUGGCUUGUUGAUCCAGCCACCAGGGUUUGACAUGAUUUAGGAGAUUUAGCUGGCUGUAAUUGAACAAACCUAGGUUUAGCAGGAUGUAUAAGUUUUGACCUGUCUGUCAUUGAACAAACCAAGGUUUAGCAUAAGUUUUACCUGUCUGUAAUUGAACAAACCAAGGUUUAGCAGGAUGUAUAAGCUCUGCCACAGACUGUACACACAACUGGCGGGGGAGGCCAAGAGGAAGACUUGUUCAGGGAUGGGUUACCUUGCUGCCUCUGGCUGCAUUCACACAAGAGCUUCAUUUAGUUUCUGGACCAGGCUAAAAACCAAGAAACAAUCAGUUUCACCUUAGGCAUGAAAACCAGUUGGAGGAACCUUCUUCUUUCUGUGCCCGACCCACCUCACAGGGUUGUUGUAGGGAAAAGAGUAGGAAGGAGCAUUAGGUAUACAGGUAAUCCUCGACGUUCGGCCACAAUUGAGCCCAAAAUAUAAGUUGCUAGGUGAGACAUUUACUAAGUGAAUUUUGCCCCAUUUUACGACCUUUCUUGCCACAGUUGUUAAGCGAAUCACAGAAGUUCUUACGUUAGUCACACGGUCAUUAAGUAAAUCUGCCUUCCCUCCCCCCCCCCCUUUUGACUUUGCUGGUGAGAAGGUCGCAAAAGGGGACCUCGGGACACUGCAACCCGUCAUAAGAACGAACUAGUUGUCCAGCAUCCAUAUAUAUCCCAUGACCACGGGGCUCAUGCUGCAACGGUCGUAAGUUUGAAAAAGGGUCACGAGUCGCUUUUUCCAGUGCCAUGGCAACUUCCGAUGGUCGGAAACUGUUGUAAGUCGAGGACCAGCUGUAUUCAAUGCCUUUUGAGUUAUUUAUAUUUUUUUUUAACAAAAAAGGCAAGAAAGAGGUUAGCCAAAAAAAAAAAAAAAUCCCAACCAGAAACCAAACCAAAAAAAGCACCUUCCCCCCAACCUCCAGAUGCGCAGAAGCGGCUGACCCGGGUUCAGGCAGGUUGUGUGAAGGCAGCCAAGGGAAAGCUGCUUCCGUCACAGCUACCUCAUCGCCUGCCUGCCUCUCUCUGCUGAGAGAGAAAAUAACGGGAAGGUGCCCAUUGGCCGAGCGCGGCGGAGCCUCCCUGUGGCUUGCCGGGUUUUAAGCCUCGCUUUCUCCUGGCUCCGGCUCUGGAAGGGAUGCGGUGGGGCGCUGCGCCCGGCUCCCCGCGGGGACAGCAUGACCCGGCGCGAUCGGCUCAUGAAGGGAAGACCCCAGAGGCAGCCUGAAGCCGGCACUGAUUCCCGGCCGGGUUAUAUUCUCACCCGACCAACCCUUGUCCUCAUGCUGGAAAGGGGGGAAAAGCCCUGCGUGAGCAAUAGCAAGAACGGAGUGGGGAGCAACCCGCUGAGUAGCAGUGUCACAGAUUCUCAGGCCUUGAAAGAGAACACCAAAUCACCUUCGCCCUCGACUCUGUCUUCCCCACCCGCCACGGAGUCUCCCAAGCCACCCCGUCCCCGCCGGCGGCGGCCUCCCGCUGUCUUGCCUUCCGAUCGUCCCUAUCAAUGCAAAGACUGUGGCAAGCGCUUUGUCUACCGCUCCAAACUGGCCACCCACCAAUGGACUCAUUGCGCCGAGCGCCCCUAUAAAUGCCCCGACUGCCCCAAGAGUUUUAGCUAUCCGUCCAAGUUGGCCGCCCACCGACGUACGCACACUGGGGAGCGCCCCUUCCCCUGCUCUCUGUGCCCCAAGCGCUUCGGACAUCGCUCCAAGCUGGCCGCCCACCAGUGGAUUCACACGCCGGAGCGCCCGUAUAAAUGUGCCGAUUGCCCCAAGAGCUUCUGCUAUCCUUCCAAGCUGGCUGCCCACCGCCGCACGCACACGGGGCAGCGGCCGUACCCCUGCAGCCGCUGCGGGAAGAGUUUUUGCUACCCUUCCAAACUGGCUGCUCAUCAACAGAUCCACGCGGCCACCGCAGCGGGGCGGCCUUACCCGUGUAUGCGCUGCAGCAAGAGCUUCCGGCAGCUGCGCAACCUCACCCUUCACCAACGGGUGCACGAGGAUGGAGAAGCAGGCGAUGACUUAGCCCAGGACAAAAGCCACAGCAGUGGAGACAGGCCCUAAGUUGGAACCGCUGGGCUCUGCGAGGGCGCAGGGAGAAACUUGGAUAAUUUGAAAACUUGGUAGCUGUGGGAUCGUUGUAAAUAAUGGAAAGUUAUGGUGGAGCUCAGGGUUGCACCGUAACCUCCAGCAACCCAUAACUUCUCUGUUCUCGGCUUUGAUGGCAAAACUGCCGCAGGACAGGCUCCCCCUCAAGAGGCCAAGUUGUGCACGCCAUGCUGAACGCUGUUCUGGUAACCUUGUUUCUGCAGUGACCGAUGGCCUAUUCUACCACCUGGUUUAAGUUAUGCAGACUUCUGCACCUUCGCGAUUUGUUUUGCUUCAGUUUUAACCUUCCGGUUCGCACCAGACACAAUCCUGGUCCCUCCAUUGUCCACGUCAGUUCCGUGCCAACAAAACAAAAAAAACCCCACCAUUGAGAUUCCCACACUAAUUGCAUUUAGAGAAUGCCUGCACCAGAGCAGAACCUGUUGUGUGUUUUGCACAAAAGGAGAAAUCUCUGUCUGUGGCCGUGUAUAGUUUUGUUUUAUGCUCAACUGGUGCAUGCUUGUGUCAGAAUGUGGAACUCAGCAUACCUGUCAUCCAAGGGUCUAUAACUUGUAUCUUCACUGUGCAUUAUACAGGGGGCUACGUUGCAGCUGCCUUGACCAGUCAACCUUUUGGCCGUGGAAAUCGGGAGGUUUAAUAUGCAUGAACUGAGCACAUCAUAUUGGACAGGAGUUGUGUCUACUUUAAAGAAGAAAUCUCUUUGAUUUUUUUUGUUUUACAAAACAAAAGCGGAGUCUGACAACGUGUCAAUUGGUGAAAUCCACCAGUGGGAUCACUUAAGGCACAAAUCCCAGGAAAGAGUAGGCAACAUUUAUGUUUUAAAGGGGUUGUAGAAGCAAGAAAAAUCGGCAAAUUCACGCCACCGUCUAGGUUUGUCGUUUACACGUUGCAUCAAAAGAUGCCUCAGGCCACUUCAGGAUUAGUGUGGGUAGUGUAUUAAGGGUGAAGCAAAUGCAUCGGUAGCACGAAUAGAAAGCAGAUUUUACACAUGAAUUUCUCGGGCUAAAAGGGACUGUAUAAUUUUAUUUUCACCAUGUACUACACACAAUUUUAUAGCCUGCUUCCUUGUUAACUCCUAUGUGUUUGGUUUACUUGUACCACAUGCCUAAAGACACCGAAAGUUUC